AUAUAAACCCCUCCGCCCCUCCUAAUUUAUUUUAAGAAUCAUCACAAGUGUGUUCACAGUGCGUAUUUUCGUACAAUACCGGUCAUUCGAUCACCUCCACCUCCACAUAUAACCAGUCAUUCUAUAUCAUCCAGUGCUUUUCUCCAAUACUUCUUCUUCUGGAUCAAUCAUCAAAUGGAAAGAAACCUUAUGCGCAGGCAGGUUGGUCUGAUGAGGCAAUCCCUCUUUACUCAGGGUUAUCUGGAUGAACAGUUUAUUCAGUUGGAGGAGCUGCAAGAUGAUGCUAAUCCAAAUUUUGUGGAAGAAAUAGCUGCAUUGUACUACCGUGAUUCAUCUAGAUCUCUCCAAACCAUAGAGCAGGCUCUAGAGAAAAAACCCCAUGAUUUCAUAAAGUUGGACAAUUAUAUGCAUCAGUUCAAAGGAAGUAGCUCAAGCAUCGGAGCCAAAAAGGUGAAAGCCGAGUGCCAACAUUUCAGAGAAUAUUGCAAGGCAGGAAAUGGAGAAGGAUGCAUGAGAACUUUCCAACUACUGAAGAAAGAACAUGCAACUCUGAAAAAAAAGCUCGAGGCUUAUUUUCAGAUGGCAAGGCAAGCUGGGCCAACCGAGAAUGCAAGUCGUCCUAAGUAGCAGUGGUGGAACUAGAAUAUAAAUCUUGGGGGUCGAGAUAUAAAUGAAGUGUAAAGGAUAAUGAUUUUACGUAUUUC
Argentina anserina (silverweed cinquefoil) is the source of this 704-nucleotide messenger RNA. Its product is annotated as histidine-containing phosphotransfer protein 4. The transcript has 6 exons. Gene Ontology annotation, biological process: phosphorelay signal transduction system; phosphorylation; cytokinin-activated signaling pathway. The record is from RefSeq and is a predicted model, not a curated record. Bases 175 to 627 code for a protein of 150 amino acids. Gene Ontology annotation, cellular component: cytoplasm; nucleus. NCBI's taxonomy places the organism in Eukaryota, Viridiplantae, Streptophyta, Magnoliopsida, Rosales, Rosaceae. Gene Ontology annotation, molecular function: protein histidine kinase binding; histidine phosphotransfer kinase activity.